This is a messenger RNA of Polypterus senegalus (gray bichir), 938 nucleotides long. Its product is annotated as lysophosphatidic acid receptor 5-like. Gene Ontology annotation, cellular component: membrane. The record is from RefSeq and is a predicted model, not a curated record. The transcript has 3 exons. Gene Ontology annotation, molecular function: oxysterol binding; G protein-coupled receptor activity. The coding region runs from base 172 to 837 and encodes 221 amino acids. NCBI's taxonomy places the organism in Eukaryota, Metazoa, Chordata, Cladistia, Polypteriformes, Polypteridae. Gene Ontology annotation, biological process: G protein-coupled receptor signaling pathway.
CACCGUGAGUUCAUUACCUUAACCGGCUGAUCGUCGUUCAGUCUGCAGACGCGGGGGACUUGAAAUCAUCAACAGAGCGGACUGAAGAUAUGCGGACAAAGGAAAAAGAAAAUCAACGUGCACAAAGGUGAAUUCGUCUUGCUUGUUGGUUGUACAACACACUGACCAGUCAUGAAUGGCUGCCAGGAUAAUACCACUUGCAACAUUAGCCAAAGUUCUUCUUCAGUCAAUGCCAGUCCGGAGACAGGUUGCCCUGAUGUGCAAGCUAAUUUCCAGUUUGUCCUGUUUCCUGUGGUGUACAGCAUUGUGUUUGUCCUUGGACUGGCAGGAAAUCUCACUGCCCUCUGGCACUUUAUUAAAACGAGAAGUGCUACCCAGCCAUCAAAUGUCUUCUUGGUCAACUUGUGUUCUAUUGACCUGCUUCUGGCUCUGACACUGCCCCUGAAGAUCGUCUAUCACGCUUUGGGAAACAACUGGAUAUUUGGGGAGGCCCUCUGUAAGGUUGAUGGAUCUCUUUUUUUUGGCAACGUCUAUGGCAGCUCCCUCUUUCUCAUGCUUAUCAGUCUGGACCGCUAUGUGGCAGUGGUGCAUCCUCUGUUCUCCUUACGGAUCCGCAAGCCAAAGUACCGCAUCAUUCUCUCCUGUGGGGUUUGGAUAAUACUGAUUUGUGCGAUCUUAUUUUUGACAAUGAAAGGUCCACUUACAAGCACGUUUCCUGGAACUAACAACACUGCUUGCAUGGAGAAUUUCUCGUCGAAGUCCUGGAAGACAGGAUCUCAGAAGUCAGCAUAUUGUCUGCAGUCAUUGGCUUUUUCAUCCCUUGUACUGUUAUUGUAACUACUUACCCUCUGAUUGCAUACAAACUUCUACACAGCUCCCCUUCCACUGAAGGGACCCGCGUAUCAUCUUUCCGCAUCCGUAUAUCCCGUGUCAAACAG